Molecule: messenger RNA, 7922 nt
Organism: Numida meleagris (helmeted guineafowl)
Lineage: Eukaryota; Metazoa; Chordata; Aves; Galliformes; Numididae
Gene: SHOC2
Product: SHOC2, leucine rich repeat scaffold protein
Exons: 9
Coding region: 1800-3548 (582 amino acids)
Molecular function (GO): protein phosphatase 1 binding
Source: RefSeq, a predicted model, not a curated record
GUGCAGAAAUCCGCUGGGCUGAAGUUCCGUGAAGUGCUGCUGCUCCCCUUGGCAGGCUCGUAGAGCAGUAGAGGUGGAAAUGAAACAAAAAUCGCAGUGUGUGACAAAGCCAUCACAACGUGCCGGAGUGUCAGUAGUAAUGUUUGAUGAAUGUGUUUGGGAUGGGGCUGUGGAAGCUCUACGUGGUGUGCAGCGUGCCCAUGUGCGUACACAAAGGCACUUCUGAGGCAGAAUGUUACUGAUAAGGAGUUGUGAUUACGUGUGGUGUCAUUGCUGCGGCGCUCGGUCUUCGUUUUUGGACUGUUGCCUUUAAUAAUUAGAUUCAGGCUCUUGAUUUUCUCCUGUCUGCUUGUUUUCAUGUUUGACUUUCUACUUAUUGUUUUCCUUUUUGCCUUCUGAACUGUUUUUUUUAAUCACUGGGCAUUAUUGGAUGCUUCUAUUUAUAAAAUUGAGGGCUUAAAGUAGGUGGUGGUCAAAUUAAGUCACACUUAUUUACAGCCGUAUCUCAGACAUAUGUUGUAUGGUGAUCUCGAUAUAAUCCUAGGCUGGUUUUGGGGAAGAUUUGCUGUAUCCUAUGAAUUUAUUAAUACACUGUUGUGCGUGCGUUUUAAUUUUAGUAGCACCCUUAUCCUCUUAGUUCCUUUUGAAUGAUUCGAGCUUGGCUAUUUUGGUUUUCUAUGCAGUUAUUCUACAUUCUGGAUAAGUAAAAUGGAAGGCUAUUUUCAUAAUUUGAGGCUGGAUACCUUUUAAUUUUAGGCUAAUAUUUGCCAGCCGUCAGGACUUGUGUACGUGUGGCAAGGCAAAACGUGUACAUCAGGCAGAACUAAUUUGUUAUCUAACCUUGUAGCACAGCGCGAUGCCUCCAGACAAAGCUCUCCUUGUACCCGCAGCCUUUGAGGAACACAUCCCCAGUGAGGAUGCUGCCUUCUGCCGUGCCCCUCUUCUGCUCUUUCUGGAAACGCAGAGCGAUCCUGGGGCGACGCAGGCAGAGUCUGCCGGGAGCUUCCCUUCCCUGUGUGCCAUGUCUGGGGCGGGAGAUGCGGGAGGGGACGUUCUUUGUUGUGUGACAUCGAGAUCGCCCUGACGGCGCGUUCUGCUCAAGGAAUUGUGCGUGGUGCAGGGCAUUCCUUCAGCCGAUGGAUGUUUUCUCUUCGUGUGCUCUUAGCUCACGCACAGAAAUGAAUUUCUCUGAAGAUUACUGUGUGUGUUCCUUUUAGGAAACCCUUGGAUUCAUUGUGUCUUGGCUGUGGCUUUCUAGAAAUGUGUGUUUCUGCACGGCGAUCCCUGCUUGUCACCACAGCCAGCUGCUCCCUGUGGCUUGUAAUGCCCAUGAAAUAGGUGGAUGCGUGUGCUUGGAUGCAUGCAUAAUGCUCGUGCAUGUUAAUUGUGUAAAAGUAUCUCCUGUUUGUUCUGCUGUGAAGGAUCGGAGUGAUCUGUGCUUGACAAGGCUGAGGAAGCUGUGCAAAUAGCUGCACUCCCUUUUGGGAAGAUUUUGCUGGGCGAUAAGGAGAUGAAACUGCAUGAAGAGCUUUCAGAUGUUUGCAUCGCCGUACAGAAUUUGGAAGUACUAAUACGGAGCGCUUGACCUUCUAAUCUCUAACAGCAGAAUCUCCUGAGACCGGGAUUAGGAAAAGAGUGCCUUCAGAACCAAUAUGUAGCAAAUGGGUAUCGCACCUCUGAAGCUCCUCCCUUGGUUCAACACUUGCAUGUUGUAAGGAUCCUUGUAGCCACAGCCGUGAAUUGCUCUUGUUAACUUCAGAAGUGGAUUUCAUGUGGUGCUUGCUAAGUGUUGAGUCACCAUGAGUAGUAAUCUAGGAAAAGAAAAGGACUGUAAAGAGAAGGAUCCAAAAGUCCCGUCGUCAAAAGAAAGGGAGAAGGAGGCCAAAGCCUCCGGAGGAUUUGGGAAAGAAAGCAAAGAGAAGGAGCCCAAGACCAAAGGGAAAGAUGCCAAAGAUGGAAAGAAAGACUCCAGUAGCACGCAGCCUGGGGUAGCUUUUUCAGUGGACAAUACGAUAAAAAGACCUAAUCCAGCCACAGGUACCCGCAAAAAAUCCAGCAAUGCUGAAGUGAUCAAAGAGCUAAAUAAAUGCCGGGAAGAAAAUUCAAUGCGCUUGGACUUGUCCAAGAGGUCUAUACACAUGCUUCCAUCGGCUGUCAAAGAGUUAACGCAGUUAACAGAACUUUAUUUAUACAGUAACAAACUGCAGUCUCUACCAGCAGAGGUGGGCUGCCUUGUGAACCUGAUGACACUGGCCCUGAGUGAGAAUUCACUCACCAGUUUGCCUGACUCUCUUGAUAACUUGAAGAAACUGCGCAUGCUUGACCUGCGGCAUAACAAACUGAGAGAGAUUCCUUCGGUGGUGUAUAGACUAACUUCUCUCGCCACUCUUUACCUACGCUUUAAUCGUAUAACUACUGUGGAAAAGGAUAUCAAAAACUUGUCAAAACUCACCAUGCUUAGCAUACGAGAGAACAAAAUCAAGCAACUACCUGCUGAAAUUGGUGAGCUGUGUAACCUCAUAACGCUGGAUGUAGCGCACAAUCAGCUUGAGCAUCUUCCAGAAGAGAUUGGAAGUUGCACGCAGAUCACCAACCUCGACUUGCAGCACAAUGAGCUCUUGGACCUGCCAGAAACCAUAGGAAAUCUGUCCAGUCUAAGUCGUCUUGGCCUGAGGUACAAUAGGCUGUCAGCAAUUCCGAAGUCUCUAGCAAAAUGCAGUGAACUUGAUGAACUGAACCUGGAGAACAACAAUAUUUCUACUUUACCGGAGGGUCUUUUAUCCAGCCUCGUCAAGCUGACUAGUUUAACGCUGGCCAGGAACUGCUUCCAGUCCUAUCCUGUGGGUGGCCCGUCUCAGUUCUCCACAAUCUACUCUCUCAAUAUGGAGCACAACCGCAUCAAUAAAAUCCCCUUUGGAAUUUUCUCUAGAGCUAAAGUAUUAAGCAAGCUGAACAUGAAGGACAAUCAGCUGACCUCUCUCCCCUUGGACUUUGGGACUUGGACUAGUAUGGUAGAACUGAACUUAGCGACUAACCAACUCACAAAGAUCCCUGAAGAUGUGUCUGGGCUUGUUUCUCUUGAGGUUCUUAUAUUGUCAAACAAUCUCCUAAAAAAACUUCCCCAUGGAAUUGGAAAUCUACGGAAACUCCGAGAGCUAGAUCUAGAGGAAAACAAACUGGAAUCCUUGCCAAAUGAAAUAGCUUACCUCAAGGAUCUGCAGAAAUUGGUUCUGACUAAUAAUCAGUUGACCACCCUUCCCAGAGGUAUCGGUCACCUUACCAACCUGACUCACCUUGGGCUUGGAGAGAAUCUUCUCACACACCUUCCUGAGGAAAUUGGUACACUGGAGAAUCUGGAAGAACUGUAUUUGAAUGACAACCCCAAUCUGCACAGCCUUCCCUUUGAGCUGGCUCUUUGCAGCAAACUGUCAAUAAUGAGUAUUGAGAACUGCCCGCUCAGCCACCUUCCGCCUCAGAUCGUUGCAGGAGGACCCUCUUUCAUCAUUCAGUUCCUAAAGAUGCAGGGACCAUACCGUGCCAUGGUCUGAUGCUAAUCGGAUUGUCCAAUACACUGUACAAAAUACAAACUGCAUUAAUGUUUUAAUUGUCUGCGUAUGUAUAUAUAAUAUAAUAUAUGUGGUUUAUAUUAUAUUAUAUAUAUAUAAAUAUAUAAAUAAUAUAAGAUGGCAAAUUUAAGACUGCAUUAUGUGUUUCUGCUAAUAGAGGAAUCAUAGCCAUUUAGAUUUUUUUUAUUCUGUAAAAAUGCUUGUCUAAGUUUUCUUUGCUGAAUUUGAUGGAAGUUGAGUAAUCUGGACAUGCCAGUUCAUUUAAAGCAAUUGCCAAUGAACUCAAAGUUAAAUUUAAGGGACAAAGAUAGUUUUGCUUAGAUUUACUUUCAGUUAAGAGAAACAUAUAACCUCUAUAUAAUGAACUUUUCUGUUUUAAUCCCUCUUUUUUUUUUUUGUGUCAAAACCUGGAAGGGUCACGUGUCCUGAGGUUGGGAUUUUCUUUUAACUUAUUUUGAGAUUUGAAGCAAAUGGUGUUUUUAUAUUGUUUACAGUCAGAGUAAAUCACUGGAUUUUGUUUUAUUUUGAUUUGCUCUGUUUUAAUCAAUCAUAUCUAGAAUUUAUAUGCCUCUGCUGAUGAAUUUUUAUCAACCGGUUUGUAUACUAAAGACAUAUACUCAUCAGAACAACUGGCAGGUGAAAAGGAUGCAGUCAAAACGAAAGAAAAGGAAAAAAGAAAAAAAAAGAGCUUGAAUUCUUUUAAGUCUUGCUUCCCUGAGUUAUCAGUUGCAGGCAUAACAUAUCUGAACUGAGCCUUUUGUGAUUGGUCUUUUCUAGCACAAGUAAACCUUUUCAGAUUGGUAAAGACACGGAGUAUACUCAGUGAAAAGCGGUUUUCAUUUUGUGAAGUAACGAUUCCACGAGGUUUAACAGUACAGUUAAGUGGCAAGGAAAUAAUAUAUAUGUACAUUUUUAUUACAAUGUUGAGUCAUAAACUACAACAGGCAAUUUUAAGGAUUCCUUAUAGUCCUUGUACAAUAAAUGAAUGUGUCUUACUUUUGAACACUGCAAUAUAUGUAAGUUUUAAAGUUGGUAACAAUGUACUAUGGUUUUAUAUCUUGACUUGCCUUGUACCUCCUUCCAUUAUGGAACUUCUGUGUCCAAGCACAAUAUCUUCACACUGUGCUGUUUUGCUGCUGAACUAAAUGCACUUUUCCCCACAGCUGGGGCACUUGCUUCAAAAUAUUCAGUUCAGUAUCUUGAUUAUUCUUUUUUAACUUCAUCCUCUCUGUUUCAGUAUUAAACCGAUCUAUUCAAAAAGAGGCACCUUUUUCAUUUGUGCAUAGCUGUCGAUAGCUCAAGAGAAACACUGUAAGGAGCGGACGUUCCGUUUUAUUGCAACCUCCUUGGUUGCUCAAUAAGCAGAAGAUGCUUCAGGGAAACGUACGCUGUUGCUGCACUUGCAGGGCCAGUUGCCCUUUUCCAGGAGGGCAGGAGCUCGAGGCGGUUGCAUUCCACGUUUACUAAAGAGCUGUCCAGUUCAUACUCGUUGGAGUUGCUGCUGGGGUAGUGCGGCUUAGAGGACUGUAUCUUUUGAACGAAAUCAAAUCAGCUGAUGCUAGGAGAAAUUUUUUUCACGUGCAGAAGCUUGGGGAAUGUUAUUUCUGGCUUUCAGGCAUGCUUACUUACGUGUAUUGCCUUGAUCUAAUUUUUUUUUUCCAGCGUUGCAUUCUGUUUUGUCCUAUGUCUUUUCAUUAACAAGGAGUAAGUUUUAAAUGGAAGGCAGGUGGAGAUAUAAAACCUUAGAGGGCUUAAACGUGCUGUAAAACUAUUGUAGAUGUCACUGGAUUUUACUAAGUAAUAUUCUUUUCUUUCUCACACAAUCACUCUCUGCCCCCAUCUUUCCCCCCCACUUUUUUCUUUUUUACAUCUACUGUAGCUUUUCAGUUUAGAAUUUAGUUUAUAAAAGGUUAUUUUCUUACAGUUCUGCCUGAAGUUAAUCUUUCUCAGCAUUAAGGUGUUAAAAUAUGAAGAUGCUGUAAUGCAUAAUUUCAAGACUGUAAUCUAACUUCGGAAUAUACUGCUAAACCCACAUUUGUGCCCUCAGGUCAGUAGGGGAAACUGAUUUGAUUAUUAUGGUUCUUUGGAAAAAAAAAAGUGGCGACCCCUUGUGUUUUCAAGUAUCUUGGUCUCAUUCCCUGUCUGCUCCUCAGUCUCAUUUUUAUAAGAGUUGACAGGAUUAAAUUUGCUUAGUUUGUAAAUACGUCCGUUAUUCACCUUGUUAAGGUACAUGGUUCUUGACCGUAUGAUUACAGCUGACCCUCUCUUGCAUAAAUUCUUGUGGAGGGGUUGGCUACCGAAGUAGUGCUUGUUACACCCGCUUAAAAACAAAGUAUUCUUUUCAUUACACUUAUAGGGAUAAAUAAAGCCAUGUUUUAAUUCAUUACUAUAUUAAAAACAGGAUAUUUUUUCAACCUCUCUUUGUAUUAGUAUGGUUGUUGCAAUGCAAGAUAAUCCCGAGCCCUGGUGUAGAAGUUUAAUUUUAUACAUCCUGAAGGGAACAUUUGAAAGGUUCUUUAAAAUUAUCCCAAAGCUUAGAUAUUAACCGUAUGGAAUGGACUGGGAGUAGGUGCGUAUAAAUCUCCAUAUGUGCACACGUGGAUUUACGUCCAGACCUAUUCAUAGAGCCAUACAAAUUCCAGCUGUUUUGAUCCUAACAGACUUCUGCAUUUGCCAGGAUGCUGGGUUGUUAACUGAUGCGGUUUCUAAAUGGCAUUUAGUGCCUGAUGACAUUCACUUGGACACAUGCUGGUUUAUUUCUCUGUGUUUAAAUAUUUUGCUGGGCCUAAUCAACUAAGUAUGAAUGGAAAUAACUUCAUCCUGACGAGCGUAUGUCUGCGUGCAUACAUACAUAUAUGUAUAUGUGCAUCUGUGUAUGUGUGAAAGCAUUGACAAGGUGGUGAGAUUCAUUCUUUAGGGCUUCUUUCAAAACAGUGCAGAAACAGGUCAUUCCCAAAUACUCAUAUGAAAUAUUUUGUCUCCCUUGUCCUACUGUUGUCUCCCAAGUAAUUUACAGGGGUUACUGGGAAAUGUGACAAUCUUUACUUUGGGUGAAAAUCAUGACCUUUAUAUCUGUUAUGAAAAUGUCUCCACCAACGUACAUAAAAAUAUGUGCAUAUACAUAUGCUCUAUAAAGACACUGUCCUGAAUCAUGCCUUGACUUAGCAGAAGCUGAAUUACUGUACUAUAGACUACAUAGUAUUAGGGAAAUUUAGUAAGGCAUAGAACAGAUUAGGGAUUUGUUAAAUAACUCAAAGAAGGUUUUAUUGCCAUUAUGACUCAUUUUGGCCAAGUUGCAUUUAAAUUUGCUAAUAGAAAGUUGUUAUUCCCUGCAAAAAUGUUUUCUUUUAGUAUAGUGUAAAGCCAUUAAAGUUCUGUCUCUUCUUGUCCUGUAUUUAACUUCCUAAACAAAUUUUCUAGUAUAAACACAGCGGAAGGGCUGCGUGUAAAGCUGGGCCAUAAAGCUGUGUCAUUGGCACUUUGUAGUUUGUCAGAUGCUAUUGGAGACUUCUAAAUUCAUAGAUAUCCUCCCCUCCCCCUCCCCUCCCACCCCCACCCCUUUUUGGAAAGGGAUUUAUGCUGUAAAAUAUUUGCUUCAGUGCCUCUUUUGGGUUUAGGUUUUCCCUGCAGUUUUGUCCAUCUUUUGCUAAUGUUGUGUGAGAAAGUGCAUGUUCAGACUUCUUGAAGGUCGUGUUUGUACAUGAUUUAGUAAAGUAGUAUUCAAACUGUCUGGCUGGUUAGCACUUAAACCCACUGUAUCACGUGAAAUUCAAGUAUCAUCUCGGAUCCUGGGAGUUGGAAAAAUGGCUUUUAUUUAAAAAUCACAGAGCUUUAUCAGAGUGUUUUUUGUUUGUUUUGUUUUGAAUUUAAAUUUCUGUAUCAGUACGAACUUAGCUGGAGAGUCUUCAUAUCUGGAUUCAGCUAAAAACCUUGGUAUGGUCGAUAUCACACCUCAGUUGUAUCCAAUUGGCAUGACGAGGAUAGCUUCUAAUUAGAUGUGCAGUUGGCAGUAAUUUGCACAACACAAACUUCAAGGCACGGUAAGGACAAUUACAAACGAUAGUAUCUACAAGUGGUUUUUGUUUUUACGCUGGCAAAGAUCAGAAAAUUAUGUUUAAUAUUCUGAUGUUUAGGUCUUAACCAGGACUGCACAGGACUUUUACUGUGGAAAAAUACCAGACCACGCUAAUUUUGUGGUUAAAAGCUAAACAAGAGUGUAAACAGUCUACAAAAAUGUACUUUUAAUCUGAAUUAUUGUAAUGUUGAUUGUUAUGUCUAUAUAAAAGAUUGCCUUGCUUUUUUAUAAGAGUCAUUCUGUAUCAAUGCAUUCAUUAUAAAUAGUAUAUUUGUAAAUGA